Molecule: messenger RNA, 3320 nt
Organism: Bolinopsis microptera
Lineage: Eukaryota; Metazoa; Ctenophora; Tentaculata; Lobata; Bolinopsidae
Exons: 16
Coding region: 44-2338 (764 amino acids)
Source: RefSeq, a predicted model, not a curated record
UUUAAGGAUGUAAAAGGUACGGUGAAAGGUACGGUGAAAGGUAAUGGGCUUCAAGAAAGACAAGUUCGAUGAUAUUGUAGAGACAGUGCCUCUUCUGGAUGUUGGAGACACAGCUAAAGUUGUUAUCGAACUCGAGGAGAAGGAUGAGGAUGAUCUCUUCUUUGAGGACACAUUUAAUGAGGUAAACCCAAAGAAUAGGAUAGCACAAUGGCCGAGCGAUGCUGUGAUGUUAAUAAUAACUCACGCUCAAAUAUUCCUCCUCCUCUUCUCCUGGUCCCUCAACCUCAAGACUCCCUGGUCCUAUCAGUUCACUGCAGCCUUCUCUUGGAUGCUGUACGUGACAGACUAUUGGAGCUGGUAUAAGAUAGAGUCAGCAGGGUUUAAUGUGACAGUGUGGCCUACUGAUAGCGGUUACGCGAAUAGUGAGAACAUUCCAACGGAAUACUACAUCCUGACUAUGGGUAUCAGCAUUACUGUGGUUACCCUCAUAGCCAUGUUCUCUGUGUUCUACGUCUUCGUGUCGUGGUCAACUAGUGGCGAAGAGAAUCACAUGAAGUAUUUGGCGUAUUUAAGAAAGUGGUUUGUGUAUGUACUGGAGCUGGCAGUUCUACCUUUUGGUAUUCUAGCUGUGAGGUGGUGGUGGUGCCGAUAUAACGGCUCUGAUACAAGAAGCCCGAACCCACUACACAACGCAACAGACGUGAAGCCCAGUGAGACCUGUCUUAUCUGGAACCGUGACAUGUGGACUUUAGUUCACGCUUUGUACCCAGUGUUGAUACUACUGGCAUGGUGCGCGGUUCCUGUCUACAUCUUUGUCAAAAACAAGAAACACGUGUUCACUGAUAUAACAAUAGAGCACGAGGGUUACAUCCUACUAAAGGAGACAGAGUACGUGUACGGUAUUAACGAAGAGUGGUUACUCAGUGGUUACUACUUGCUGUCCUCUUUCAGACGCAAGUUUGUUUAUAUGAGGUGCUACGUAUUUGUGGUUAAGUUAAUGUUGAUAAUUGUGUAUGGAGCAGUAUUUGAUUACGAGAAACUUCAAGCAUUCCUUUUUACGGGCAUCUUCUUCGUUCUCAGUGGUUUGGUGAUGGUUGGUAGACCCUACAGAAUCAUGUCUUUUAACGUCAUGCUCUUCCUAUCCCUCUUUGUUCACUUCUGCAAUGCUUUUGUUGGCGUCUGUAUCGAGAUGGAUACGAGGAACGCCUUUAUUCAAGAGGAUUUUCUGUACGCUGAGAUGAUAAUGCUGAACGGCGGGUUCUACGUCCUCUGUGCUGUGUGGUUCACUUUCCUCUUCAUGAGGUGGAACAAGAUAGUCUUGAGAACACAGCGCCCGCUCUGGCCUAAUCUCACUAAAACUAACGCUGUUAAACGAGAUAUAGACGAAACAACCAGGAAGUACUUAGUGUCAAUAAUCCGAGCUAACUUGACGUUACAAGAGACUUACAACACAAUACCCUUACUAGCACCUGCUCACGAGCUUUCCAGGAGGAUCAAGAUACUUAACGCGUACUGUAGAGAAGCUAUGUUGAUAGAUCACGUGUUCCAACACACCAUGUGGGAUAUCACGGACUCACUGAUACAAGCUCACACUGCUGUCUUUAAAAAGAGCAUCUUCAGCGACUGUUCCCUUCACGGGUCAAGGGAGUCAGCCAGGCAGUUGUACGCCAUGUUACCGUGUUUAGCUAAACGUCUCAAACAGAGAGAUGAGGAUCUGAUCCUAAUGUCCAGAAAACGUAGACGUAUCCUGCUGAAGAUGUACACUCUCAGUGUGUUCCUCUCCAAACAUGCUGACAGAGUGAGACGAGAGCUAGCAGAAGCAAAAGAUAACAAGGGAUACGACACUGACAGCGAAUUUGAAGACGACGAUAUACCCAGACAGGAGAAUUUCUCAGAGCCAGGACUGUUACAACUUAAUGACUCGCUGCUAAUGGACGACAGUCUGGUACUAACUGACAGUUCAACACACGAAACAAGUGAAACAGUACCCGAUAUUGAGGAUCAGACUCCUCCCAAUGUUGCAGUGAACUCUUCUUUUGUGGAUGGGUCCUCUUCAAAUACGAUGAAUCAGUCAUUCGUCUCGAGUAGGGGGACUCCUUUCAUUGGAGAUAACAAUAGCUUUGAUAGGGAUGUUUCAGCACUGCUGGAUGACAGCGUCUUUAAAGAUCCAGGUGGACCUCAAACUUCCACCCCUCAGAGGACCAAAAGAUCGUCAUACGCAGGAGUGCAGCAACCAGACGGCCAUUUAUCACCUUCAGUUGAACGACCCUCCACAUCGCCUUAUCACAACAAUAGACAAGUAUUGUCGUUCAGAAAGUUUGAUGAUAAAGCUAACUGAUCUAGCUUGUUGUGGGGGUUUAACAUCUUCUUGUCAUGAGACUCACCAGUUGAUAAUUCGCCAGAAACUUUUAUCCUGACGAAUGUUCUCGUGUGCACUUUUUUGGUCGCACACAAAAUCUGUAUUAAUUGUAGCCCGCGAUGUCAGAUUUGUUAUUGUACUGGAAAUUUCUGCAGCUAGUACAGUGGCGCGCGCUUUGAGUUCGCAUGGUUUAAGCCGCGCGACCUGGAAUAAUCCUCUGUUGCCAUGGUUACGUGACAUCCCAUGUUGUGUUUAUGGUCGACCAACAGGGCGAUGAAUCCCAACACUGCAUGUUAGCGAUCAAGGUGGCCUUCUGAUUGCAUCUGAUCAUAAGGUAAAACGUUGAUAUCUUACACACUUUAUUAUCCACAUCUUCGGACGCAAGAUAAAUCUUCGCAUAAGAAUUAAGACAUUUCUGAUUACACAAAUGAAGCCCAACGAGAACUUCACAGAACUUGACGUCCAUUGAGCAUACGCUGCACUUUCGUAUACCGAGACGCUACAAUAAGCAGUCAUAAACUUAAGGAAAUAAUUGAUACUGUGUGCGAACUAAUUUCAUUUUUAUUUUCACCUCAGCGGAUGCCUGCAUUGCUAUUAUUUUCAUUCGUCAGACCUGAGAUUAUAUAACAUUUUAAGUUUAAAGUAUUUGUUAAAUUUUAAUUAUCGUGUAAUUUUUAGGUUCAUUUCAAUUUGUAGUUUUUCAAUUAUUGUGUAGAAUUUUGUACCAUAUUUGAGCGUGAAUGUGAAAAACAUUAAACAACCACAAUUCACUGCGAUAAUCUGAUAUGUGAUAUGUUGUAGAGUAACUGAUUCAUUAAAGUUUAAUGUCAAUUAAAUUAUUUGACUUAUAAUUUCUGAAAUUAUUCGUUGUUGUUAAUGAUCAUAAGUACUUUAAUACAUAUUUUUUAUCGAAUGAUUAUUUUCAAUGAUUCAUAGUUUUAACUUAUUUACAGAAGAUCUC